Molecule: messenger RNA, 3405 nt
Organism: Centruroides sculpturatus (bark scorpion)
Lineage: Eukaryota; Metazoa; Arthropoda; Arachnida; Scorpiones; Buthidae
Product: aminopeptidase N-like
Exons: 20
Coding region: 156-3044 (962 amino acids)
Biological process (GO): peptide catabolic process; proteolysis
Cellular component (GO): cytoplasm
Molecular function (GO): metalloaminopeptidase activity; zinc ion binding; peptide binding
Source: RefSeq, a predicted model, not a curated record
GGUUUUUAUAAAAGAAAUCGACGGUCACGUGAGGCGAAAUAACGAGUUCUACAGGUAUUACGUCACGUCACACUUGUUUUACAAAGCUCGCAUCGAUCUGUAGAACAGACUAAACGUAGGGGCGCGUACAGUACCGUACAAACGACAGCUAUAAAAUGAGCCGCAUGUCCAGCAGAGAGAGACUUGACAUGGACAACGAAAGAGGUACGUCGAAGGGGCUGAGCUUUAAGCAGAGGAAAGGUUGUUUUAUAGAACGAUGGGUGAUCGGAUUGUUAGCGUUGUUAGCGGUUUGUGUCGCCGUCGCCGUCGGAUUACUAGUCGGAUAUUUGGGUCCCUGUUCCGAAAAUUCUCCCCGAGAUUUGACUUACAUCGACAGACUGGAAGAUCCUAAAGCGGAGAAACUUAAUAAUGCAUCUUCCUUGUACGUUAUGCUUCCUCGUAGUAUCGUGCCGGAACACUACGUCGUCGAACUGAAACCUUACAUAUUUCCUCCCAACUUUACUUUCGACGGAAAGGUUUCUAUAAAUAUUAAAUGUUUGGAAGACACCGAUAACAUAACUCUGCACAUCAAUGACAUCGAGGUACGUAACGACACCGUUAAACUGGAAGGCGAAAGCGAUUUGCCGGAUAUCAGAAAUUUCGACAGGGACGACAAAAGGCAGUUUUUUAUAAUUAAAUUAGAUCGACCGUUAAAAAGUGGCAAAAAGUACACGAUUUCUAUGAAGUUCCGCGGAAAUCUAAACGAUCAACUAGCUGGAUUUUAUAGAAGUUCCUACGAAACUUCCACCGGAGAGAAAAGAUGGCUGGCUACUACUCAAUUCCAACCCACGGAUGCCAGGAGAGCUUUCCCUUGUUUCGACGAGCCCGCCAUGAAAGCCACUUUCGACGUGACUUUAGUCAAGCCGCAAAAUAUGACGGCCAUAUCGAAUAUGCCCGAAAGUAAAAAAGAAACUAGAGACGACGGUUGGGAAGCCGUUACAUUCCAAAGGACGGUACCCAUGUCGACGUAUUUGUUGGCUUUCAUCGUAUGCGACUAUAAAAGCAUCGCUUCUUCCAACAUGAAAGUUUGGACCAGAGAAGAAGCUUUAAAAACUGCCGAAUACGCUCUGAAGACCGGAUCUCUGAUAAUAAAAUAUUUUGACGAAUUUUUCAAUAUCUCGUACCCGCUUCCAAAAAUGGACAUGAUCUCCAUACCGGAUUUCAACGCCGGCGCCAUGGAAAAUUGGGGACUUAUCACCUUUAGAGAAACCGCUUUGCUCUACGACCCAAAAAUAUCUUCGGCCGGAAAUAAGCAGAGGGUAGCUUCGGUCAUCUCGCACGAAUUAGCUCAUCAGUGGUUCGGUAAUUUAGUCACGCCGAAAUGGUGGGACGAUCUUUGGUUGAACGAAGGAUUCGCGAGUUACGUGGAAAUUUUAGGCGUUCAAAAGUGUCACCCCGAUUGGGAAAUGAAUCAACAAUUCGUGGUGGACGACCUGCAAGAAGUAUUCGAAUUAGAUUCGUUAAAAACAUCCCACCCCAUAUCCGUUCCCGUUAAUAAUCCCGACGAAAUUAACGAAAUUUUCGAUAGCAUUUCGUACGGAAAGGGAGCGAGUAUUAUCAGAAUGAUGAAUUACUUUCUAGGAGACGACACUUUCAGAAGAGGACUAACGAAUUAUCUGCGUAAUAAAUCUUACGACAACGCCGUUCAAGACGAUUUGUGGAAGUUUCUAACGGACGCUCAAAAUGUCCCGAAAGAAGAGAAAGUCGACGUCAAGUCCGUCAUGGACUCGUGGACGUUACAGACAGGUUAUCCCGUAGUAACUUUGACCCGCGACUACCACGCGGCUACGGCCACCGUCACUCAAACGCGCUUUUUGCUGAAUGCCACCGACUUCGCACAAAGAUAUUUUUGGGAGAUUCCGGUGACUUAUACGGACGGAAGCGAUCCCAAUUGGAGCACGGAAACUAAAUUAUGGUUACAUAAGAAUAAUGGGAGCAUUAGUAACUUACCGUCCGACCGACAUUGGGUGAUAUUAAACGUUCAACAAGUGGGUUACUAUCGCGCGAAUUACGACCUACGCAAUUGGAAAUUGUUAAUCGACCAAUUACAGAACGACCAUUCCGUAAUACACGUCAUAAACAGAGCGCAGAUUCUGGACGAUGCCCUCGAUCUCGCCAAAGCCGGUAUCCUGGAUUACGGUUUGGCUCUAAAUACCACGCUAUACUUAUCUAAAGAACGAGAAUACGUUCCUUGGGAGGCGGCCCUCAACGCCUUUAGUUAUUUAGAUACCAUGCUGAGCCGUACCGCCAUGUUAGGAAAAUGGAAGAAAUACAUCAAAAGACAACUGGAACCGGUGUACGAUUUCCUGGGAUGGGAGGAAGACAUAAACAACGAAUCCGUAUUAAAACAAUACUUAAGAAUAAAUGUCAUUGCUUGGAUGUGUAAGUAUAACCAUCCUCAUUGCGUGGAAGAAGCCAAGAAAAGGUAUAAAAUGUGGCAGAACGACCCCAACAACACAGACACCAUACCGCCGAAUUUCCGUAGUAUCGUUUAUUGCACGGCGAUUAAAAACGGGGAAGAAGAAGAAUGGGAAUUCGGAUGGCAACAAUACAGAAAGGCCAAAAUAGCGUCGGAAAAGGAUAAAAUAAUGAAAGCUUUGGCCUGCAGCAGGACACCGUGGUUGUUAUCCAGAUAUCUGGACUGGUCUCUGGACGCAAAAUCUGGCAUCAGAAAACAAGAUGGAAGUUACGCCUUUAGAGCGGUGGCUAAUAACGAAUACGGUCGUGACAUCGCAUUUAACUACUUCAGAGAUAAAUGGAACAAAGUGUUCAAGAUUUACGGCAAGUCAUUUUUCGCCUUCAGAAACUUGGUAAUCGCAAUCACGUCGUCGCUAAAUACGCAAUUCGGACUCGAUCAGCUGAAAAGUUUUUAUAACGACCACAAAGGCGAUCUGGGAACCGCCAAUCGCGCGUUUAAACAAUCGUUAGAAACGGCAGAAGCCAACGUUAUUUGGAUGUCCAAAUAUUACGAAACUAUCAAAAAUUGGUUAGAAAAAGUGGUUUAGCCGCGAAAUUCAUCAAAUACUUUGUAAAUAAUCGGAAAGUACGCAUGGCGGGAAAGAACGGUAUUUUUUAAAUACCGAGUAAUCGAGACUACGAAAGCCGAUCAUUUUUGCAAAUCUUGCGGAAACUUUCAGUUCUAUUAAUAGUCGGGUGACGAGUACCGACGUUCACUUAUAGUGUUUCAUCAUCAUUUUUAAAACAAAAUACCGUAUAACGUGACUUGGAAAAAUUCACCAUUUUAAAGUAAUUCUUACCAAGCGACGACCGGACUGGGGUCGAAAAGAAGAAGAAAAACCAACACCCGCUAUUAAACUUGAUACGUACAUUUUAAAUAAUCAAUAAAUACAAAUUUCAAAAUAUAAA